This is a messenger RNA of Medicago truncatula (barrel medic), 624 nucleotides long. RefSeq names its product ribosomal protein S19, mitochondrial. NCBI's taxonomy places the organism in Eukaryota, Viridiplantae, Streptophyta, Magnoliopsida, Fabales, Fabaceae. The transcript has 2 exons. Gene Ontology annotation, molecular function: structural constituent of ribosome; RNA binding. The coding region runs from base 33 to 413 and encodes 126 amino acids. Gene Ontology annotation, cellular component: ribosome; mitochondrial small ribosomal subunit. The record is from RefSeq and is a predicted model, not a curated record. Gene Ontology annotation, biological process: translation; ribosomal small subunit assembly.
UAAUCUGGGUCGCGCAACCCCACAAAGGAAGAAUGAGGCCUACAUAUAUGCUUAGGGUUCUCAACAAGCAGUUUAUUGGAAUCGCCGGUGACACUGUAAAUGCUGUUGCUAAGAAGCUGACAUCAUCACCUCCUCUUGUGUCGCACAAACCGGCUUUUAUAGAUGCAUUCCUGUACAAGAUGAAAAAGAAUCCAGAACUUCUGAAGAAUAAAUCCAUUUGGUCACGGAGAUCUACUAUCUUGCUGGAAUUUGUUGAUUCCCAUGUCAAGAUUUACAACGGGAAAACCUUCAUUCGUUGUAAGAUCACCGAGGGAAAAGUGGGUCAUAAGUUUGGUGAGUUCGCCCUCACCAGGAAACGCAAAUCCAAAGACCAACCUAAUGCCAAAGUCAAACAACUCAAGAAAAAGAAGUGAUUUUUUUUAGGAGGUUGAUUUUCUGAAUAGUUUAUAUUCUGAAAAAGAAGUUUACUUAUUUACAUCAAUGUGGAUUAAGAAUAUGACUUCUUUCCAUCUGAUGUAUUUAACUUUGAGUAUUGACAACAAGAAUUGUUGAUCUCUUCUUGAUAUUGAUUUCUUUUUGGUGUAUUUACAUCAAUGUGGAUGAAUCAAUUGGGUUUAUUAACUA